This is a messenger RNA of Saprolegnia diclina VS20, 1917 nucleotides long. RefSeq lists its product as hypothetical. Lineage: Eukaryota; Oomycota; Saprolegniomycetes; Saprolegniales; Saprolegniaceae. The record is from RefSeq and is a predicted model, not a curated record. The coding region runs from base 1 to 1917 and encodes 638 amino acids. The transcript is spliced from 19 exons.
AUGGAGCGUGGGAGCAAAGGACCGUCGUUCGCUGUCAUUGUGGUGCACCUCGUCGGCAACCUUAUCGCAGGCUGCCUCGUUCUUCUCUCGCUUGUGACGCUCGUGGCGCUUCUGAGCCAAGGGAUGGCCUACCGCAUGGUGGUGGCCCAAAAUUACCAAGAUGCGAGCAUGGACUGGGCGCCGCUUGGCAACUCGUGCGUCCUGACGCAGCACGGAUUUGUCGCCGACUCGUGCAGCACCAAUGAAACCAAUGUGACGACGCUGGCAGCAUGGACCGCCAUUGGCCGCGUGCUCGCACAGCAGUGGGCACUGCCCGACGCGGACGCUUGGUCGGUCACAACGUGCAUGGUCGGGUCCAAAGACGUCGGGUACUUUGGCGUCACGUUCCUAGCCGGAUACGCUGAGGACCCAACACCCGAGUGCCUUCCGACGGGCGCCCAGGCGAUUGCUGCCAUGGCCUCGCUCGAGACCAUGGCCACCACUACGUACCCGAGUGGCGCGUACUUGGUUACGACCAUCGCAGACUCGGAGAUGAUGGCGGUCGACGCGCACCUCAAUUCGGACGGCACAACGAGCAGAGUGUUUAUGAAUGCAACCAAGGCAAUCGUGACGGUGACUGGCGACAUGGCGCCCGUCGUCCAAGCAACCAAUUGGCGCAUUCAAGCCAUGCCUCUGGGACCUCGGUAUGCCGUCGAGACGUACUGCCAGUCGCUGUUUCUGGAUUUGACGCCAGAUCUGGACGCGCUCGCGGGUUACAGCGCUGGGAAACAGUCCCAGGCACCUAUUGUGAAUACGUGGAAUUGUGGCAACCACGUGAGCAACGCCAACGAGAUUGCAGUUGCGCAGGUGGUGUUUGCCUGCAUUGCGCUUUUGCUUCUCCAUGGCGAUGCGUACAUAACGAUCGAAGGCUUCUCUGGUCUUCUCCGGCGCAAGCCCAUCUUGACCUAUGAUGUGCUGUCGGGCAUGGAGCAGCGGCUGCUCCUCGUCGCAUCGAUGGUACUCAGCGCACUGCCUUCGCUCUUGUACGCGGACGUUGCCCGCAUUUAUGCUGGCACGACGACCGGCGCUCAAAUUUGGGUCCUCUCGCUCGCUCUGCUCGGCGUCUUGGUCGCCUUUGGCGUCGUGCUGCUGGUUGGCAGCCUCCAGCGACUCCCGUUGCCAUUCACCCCGACACGCGUGCUGCCGUACUCGGCCCGCAUCUUUCUGUCGCUGACCAUCUUUGGCAUCGUCGGUGCUUGUUAUCCCCUGCAAGACGAAUGCUACAACGAUUUUUACAGCACUCCACCGGCGCUCUUGGGGCUAUCUAUCAACGGAAUCGAGCUUCCAGCCGGCGCGUACGACCCCAAUGUGCCCGUGACCUCUGUGCUGACGCUGCUGGUGUCGACGCUUGGUAUGGUCACGGCCGCCGCGUUGGCCACCGCGGUGCUCAUGAGUAUGCUUUCGUGUGCGACGAAUGCCUUUUUGCAAGCGAUGCACGAGCCGCGCUGGCUCACAAGCGUCCCGCUCCACCAAUCAUCCGCGAUUCGCUUUGGCAACAAAAUGUUUUGCAAACCGAGCACGAUGGCGAUGCUAGGGUACAUAUUCAUCACGCCCUUCACGGACGACGUGGUCAGCGGCAAGGGCUCGCUUGUCUUCCCAUCCAAGCUCCGGCAAAGCCGACGGGUCUUGACGUCGCAGAAGUCCCGCGUUGAUAGCGCCGCCGCCAAGUACGCGAGCCACGCCGACGUGCCCGUCGUGCGCUACGUCGUGAGUAUCUACGCGCUCGUGCUGGCGACUGCCCUGCGCUGCAUCGCCUGCGGCUACCGGUGUCACGUGUACGGUACCGUCACCAAGGACGGCAGCUUCACCAAGCUCGAGCAAGUUCGCCUCGAUGAAACGCAGCGCUUCAUGCACAGCCGAGGCGUGUGCGUCAACUAG